Messenger RNA from Dipodomys ordii (Ord's kangaroo rat), 1203 nucleotides. RefSeq lists its product as uncharacterized. The coding region runs from base 1 to 1203 and encodes 400 amino acids. Lineage: Eukaryota; Metazoa; Chordata; Mammalia; Rodentia; Heteromyidae. The record is from RefSeq and is a predicted model, not a curated record. The transcript is spliced from 5 exons.
AUGGGUGCCUCGGUCAAAGCUGCAGACACUGGAUCAGUGGGUGGCAAUUAUUCAGCCCCGACCCUGAAUGUGCCAUAUAACGUAUGGAGCCCAGAGGCAGGCCUGCUGGAAAAGCUGGUGAUGAACCUGGUCCCUGCCCACCAGAAAGGUGAUCUCUUUUUUAUUCAAAGCUUCCUACACAGCUACAGAAAGUGUGGGACGAUGGACCAAGUGCUGGCUAUUCUGUUCAAAAAGUACAGAUCCCUCCGCCCUCACUGUGAGGAAGAUGAACAAAUGAAGAAUGCCCUUUGUUCCUUCUUCACUAUGUGGAUGGAUUGCUACCCUGAUGAUUUCUGUGAACGCAAGAACCGAGACAGCCUGAAUGACCUCAUGUAUUACAUCAUGCUCAACAUGCCCUCCUCGGACCUGCUCCUCCGCUUACAGGUUCUUCUUGACCAGCUGGAGGAACCUGUGACCAAGAAGACCAAGAAAAAGAGGAAGAAGGCCACGUGUAGAUGCCUGAUAACUUGUUUUGGCCGCUGUAGAGCAGCUUCUCCUGAACGGGAGAUACAGAACCAAUCAGUGAUGUCAGCAAUGGUGACUGAUGGGGUUCUGGAGCCAUCACCAGACUCCAGCAACCGUGUGAAUAUCCAGCGCUUUGUGCCUUUCGCAGUGAGGCCCAAAGAGAUUUUGAAUCCUGUGGACACCCCCCUUGUUGUGAACCCCACAUGUGACACAGGUGAACCUGCAGGUAUCCCUGAGGAGGAUGAAGAUCCAGAAUUUCUUCCUCUGACGUUCACAGUCCACCUAGAUCGGCUCCAAAGGAGUCAAACCAACACACCGCAGGAUCAACUAACACUGAUGGGGUUAUUGGAAAAUGUCCCUAGUCUAAGUUCAGGAGAACCACUAAAUGAGGUCCAAAAGUUAGAUUCAGUCAAGGAAAGUGAAUUCGGCCUUACAGAAUAUCCAGACAAAUCUGUCCUGUUGCAGGAAAACCAAUCUCCAAUUGAGAAAUUAGAAUCUGCUCUUCCCUCAACUCAGGAAGAAAAUCCUGUCUUUCCUGAAGAGGUAGAUCACUUUGAGGACCCUCACCUAGAAUUUCUUCCUGAAGGCAACUUAGAGUCUGAUCAGGACUUAGAGCUUCCCUCCCCGCUUUUUGGGAAAAUCUCUAUAUUUCUUUUUGUUGUGAUGGUUGUAAAAUGGUCAUUCUAUUUAUUCUUCUAA